UGGGUGUGGCCGUGCGGGUGAGCGGAGCCCUGGUCCGGGGCCCGUAGUCUCCCGCAGCCUCUCAGCCAUGGGCGCCGUCUGGUCCGCCCUGCUGGUCGGCGGGUGUCUGGCGGCUGCGCUUAUCCUGUGGCUGCUGCGGGGCGACCCUGGGGUCCCGGGGAAAGACGGGGGUGCGGAGCCGCAGAAGGACGCUCCUCCAGGGGAGGCUGCGGCUCCGGGAGGCGGUCCGGGUGACGGUGGCGGCCUGAGCCCUGAACCUUCCGAGCGGGUGCUGGUCUCCAAACCAGAGCAGCUUCAAGAAAGCAACGGACAUUUGAUUUCCGAGACCAAAGAUCUUGGUAACCUGCAGGGAGCACAGAGACUUGAGAAUACUGGAGCAGACUGGGGCAAUGCCAGAGAAUGUGUACCUGCUGGAAAGAGUGCGGACACCCACUCCAGGGCCAACCCAGAAGUGUCGAGGAAUCAAAGCCCGGAAGUUCAUAGAGGAGAAUGGAGAUCCUGUAAAGGACAAGAAACAGCGGGGAGCAUGGCAGAGAAGCUGUCGUCUAGCAGCCUGCUCAGGGACAGAGCUAAAGCAGCCAGCCCUGCACAGCCAGCCAAUCAGGACCCAGCAGGCCACGAGGACUGGGAAGUGGUGUCCAGGCACUUAUCUUGGGGGGAUGCUGGCUUGGGUAGCAGUCUUGAGGGCCUAAGUCAGGGAAUGGGUGACGGCAGAAGCACUCUUGUGGGAGGAAGAGGCUGGGAAGUAGAUGGGAAGGCCGUGUCCCUGGAAGCUCAGCAGGUCAGCAUCCAGUUCCAGGUGCACUACAACACAAGCUCCGAUGUGCAGUUCAUUGCAGUAACUGGAGACCACGAGAAUCUUGGGGGAUGGACCAGAUACGUCCCGCUCCAUUACUGUAAGGAUGGGCUGUGGUCCCAUUCUGUCUUCCUGCCUGUGGACACGGUGGUGGAAUGGAAGUUUGUGCUGGUAGAGAAUAGGGAAGUUACUCGCUGGGAAGAAUGCAGCAAUAGACUCCUGCAGACUGGCCAUGAGGCUAAAGUGGUUCAUGGGUGGUGGGGGAUUCACUGACUCGCGGUGUGAAGCAUCUGAGCAAGAGGCCGCAGCAGAGUUGGAAGAGGCUAAGGCUGUAGAGCACACUGCAUAAUUUAAAGGCAGUGUAAUCCCAUUUGUAGCCAUCAGAGUUGCUAGUGUGGCUUUUGUCCAGAAUGUAGGAGGAUUUAUGCAUGCCCAUGAUGCUAUCGGUGAGCUGGAACUUUUCCCUUAUUGCACUGACUGGUUUGUGCUGAGACAUUACUUGAGGGGUUGACCGUCCCUGGGGAGUUGGUUUGGGCUAAGACUGAGGCAUGGACUAUGCAAGGAGAAACUAACCAACUGCACAAGUACGAGGUAGAGCCUGUGGCUCUUAGAGCAGGGAGAUGUCGGUAAGCCUCAUUAAAUGCAGCUAACACAACAUGUUUACAUUUUAAAACGACACCAUAUAGAACUGUGAUCAGUCAGGACUGGAGUGACACUCAGAGACUCCCCAUUAGUGUUUGUUCCAUUGUAAGCGCUGAGGAUAGGUGUGGGGUUAGCCGGUGUGGCUUUGUCUUAAUGUCCUAAUCAGAGUUGGUCAUCCAGGAAGUGGAGCGAGUGGGGUGGCUAAGAUGGUGAGGCGGCUUGAAAGGUGACUGUACUCCUUUGAGGACUGGGAUUUACAGGCCCCCGCCUGGCUCCAGCAAGGGCGUGUGCAUCCUUUCCCUACAGUGCCCUCCCAGAAGUCACUUCCCCCACCCCAUUCCAGGUCUCAGUAGAUGGGCUGCCCUGGGGAAGCUUUUUUCCAUCUGUCACCUCUUCACUCUCCUCUCAUACCAGUGAGUGAAAACUACAUAGGACCAUGAUGCGGAAGAAUAUCUUUGCUCUGUGAAGGGAUAAUUAAGUUUUUAAGUUAUAACUGAAUAAUAAAUCCUGAGUUGUAAUAUCUUUA
Messenger RNA from Mesocricetus auratus (golden hamster), 1964 nucleotides. RefSeq names its product starch binding domain 1 (gene Stbd1). The record is from RefSeq and is a predicted model, not a curated record. NCBI's taxonomy places the organism in Eukaryota, Metazoa, Chordata, Mammalia, Rodentia, Cricetidae. The coding region runs from base 68 to 1069 and encodes 333 amino acids. The transcript has 2 exons. Gene Ontology annotation, cellular component: membrane. Gene Ontology annotation, molecular function: starch binding.